AUGCGGAAGUUGAAGAGCAGUAGCAGCAGAGGAAAUUACAGAACAGAACUCCAAAACAAGAUAAUGGAAGGACCUGUGGCUCCUGGCAGCCAAGAGUUUAUUCUAAAGGAUGAAGAUAAGUACAAUGUCGCCUCGCUGAAGCAUCUCUGCACGAAGUACAUGGUGGAGAACACAAAGUCUCCCAAAGUACAAAACGCCCUCAAUUGGUACUCUUGGGCUAAAGCUCUUCACCUGGACGAACUGAUUGAACAGUGCGCAAAAACUAUAGCCUGGAAUGCAGAUAACAUCAUUAAGUCGACUGAAUGGCUGACGAUGGACAUUGACUUUGUCACGGAUCUUUUACAGAGUUCCAGUCUUGUGGUUACCAAUGAAUACAGCCUUUACCAGGCACUCAAGACAUGGCUGCUACACCAAGAAAGCUUGAAACCAAAUUCUUUUAGUGAGAAUGUCCAGAAACUGAUGCCGUUUAUUCGUUUCCCGCAAAUGCUGGUCUCUCAGCUCUACGAAAUCGAAGACUCCGAUAUGUUAGAGAUGGUAGAGUACAAAACCCUGUUGCAUCACUUAAUAAGCAAAGCCUAUCGCUUUCGCUCACUGUGCCCGGCACAGAGAGAGCUAAAAGUCUCGUUUGAUGAACCUUUCUACUUGCCAAGAGACUAUAAAGAACUAAUGGUUGAUAGUGUACGCAUGCACAAUACGCAUCGUUUUGGAAUCCAAGUCGAUGUCCGUACCUACGUGGGACCAGUGCCUUCUGAAGUGAAAGAGGGUGACUGGAAGAUUACCUACAGGAAGAAUGCUGAUCAAUGGAUAUUGCAGAUCUUUUGCCAUGAAUCUGCACUUGUUCAAGGGGAAGCGAGAGUGAUGUCAAGUUUGAUAGUUUAUAAUGACGAAGAGGAGGUCAUUCAGGUAGAGCAGUCUUCCCCGACCGUUUGCUCUCGAGGCAACCAUAUGUCGCAUACAAUUGAUAUUAUCAAUCCUGAAGUUGCUAGGACAAUGGCUGUUUUAAUAAAGCCAGUGCCGAUAUAA
Messenger RNA from Acanthosepion pharaonis, 1023 nucleotides. NCBI's taxonomy places the organism in Eukaryota, Metazoa, Mollusca, Cephalopoda, Sepiida, Sepiidae. The record is from the annotation of a GenBank genome assembly.